AUGAGCUACGACUGGAUACUCGAUGGAGGCUACCUCCCACAAGCAGCCAUUCGAUAUGGCAUACGCUAUCAGCUUCGCGACCGUCUUCGAACGAUCGAUUCGACGUCUGUCGAAGAGGCCUACAAGAAGAAAAUGACAUACGUGAAGAGUCUCCGAUCUCGCCCAAUGGCCGUCGAGACAGCUACUGCUAAUACUCAGCACUACGAAGUGGGCACGGGAGUCCUGCAAGCCUGCCUAGGUCCUAGGAUGAAGUAUAGCUCUUGCCUUUAUCCCACUGGCAAAGAGACUCUAGGGCAAGCCGAGGUGGAGAUGCUCGAGCUAUACACCGAAAGAGCGCAACUCAGCGAUGGAAUGCGUGUUCUAGAUCUAGGAUGUGGAUGGGGAUCUGGAGCGCUCUACUUCGCUGAAAUAUAUCCCAACUCGAAAAUCACCGCGUUCUCAAACUCGAAGACGCAGAAAGAAUACAUUGAUGGACAGGCUACCGCCAAAGGCCUUACCAACCUGCACGUUGUGACUGGAGAUGUGGUGGAACAUGAGUUCAAGUCUGAGUAUUACGACCGUGUGAUAUCGAUUGAGCUAUUUGAGCAUAUGAAGAAUUAUGAGCUUCUCAUGGGUAAAAUCGCACGAUCUCUGAAGCCUGGCGGCAAGCUUUUCGUACACAUCUUCAGCAACGUUUCGACAUCUUACGAUUUUGACGGAGGUUGGAUGAGCGAACACUUCUUCACUGGUGGUACCAUGCCGUCUGCGGAUCUGUUGCAUUACUUCCAGAAGGACCUCGAGUUGCAAGAACAAUGGUGGGUCAACGGAAAACACUAUGCUCAGACUUGUGAGGACUGGCUCUCGAAAAUGAUAGAUCACAAGGCGGAGCUCUGGCCGCAUCUGGUGAAUACUUAUGGACCGAAAAACGUCGCUAUGUGGUACUACAGAUGGCAGAUCUUCUACAUGGCUUGCGCCGAGCUCUUUGCGUAUGGAGGAGGAAACGUCUGGGGGGUAUCACACUAUCGGUUCCUAAAGGGACAACAAUAG
Molecule: messenger RNA, 1026 nt
Organism: Bacidia gigantensis
Lineage: Eukaryota; Fungi; Ascomycota; Lecanoromycetes; Lecanorales; Ramalinaceae
Exons: 4
Coding region: 1-1026 (341 amino acids)
Source: RefSeq, a predicted model, not a curated record